AUGAGUUCUUACAGAGGACCUUUUCCAGCUAAAAGAUGUCCACCUUUGAGAAGUGGAGGUCGUUAUCCAAAAAAGUCUGCUCCUUUUACGCUGGCUAGAAGCAAUAGUGGGAUGGAAGGUCAAGAUGAUGGUGAAUACACUCGUGAUCUCAAGAUAAGUUCUUACAGGGGAACUUUUCCAGUUAAAAGAUGUCCACCUUUGAGAAGUGGAGGUCCUUAUACAAAAAAACACUAUGCAUACCGUGAUCAUGCUCGUUCUAGAGAGGAUAAACAUUCCACUAGAGGAUAUAGUGAUCAUGAUGGCUACAGAAGGCAUGGUGGUAGAGAUCAUUCUGAACAUCAUAGUAGAAGGUCUAACAGAGCUUCAUAUCGGACUUAUAGUACCUCUCAUGGUUCAGCACCUGCACAAAGGCCUUGGAAGACUUAUGGUGGAAGCAGUUGCCCUGAUCAUAACAAUACGCGAGAUAGAUAUUGCAGAAGUCGGGAGAGAUACUCAAGGAGCCAUGGUGAUUUCUGUUCCAGUGAUGGUCAGCAUUGUGGCAGAAAAGAACCAAUGUGUCCACCCUCUGUGGAUAGAGUGAACCGUACUUCUCGUGAAGCACAUGGUAGUUCAAGAUACCGGACAUUUACAGGAGAUGAUGGGGGAAGGCGAUGUGAAAAAGGAGACUGAAGGUGAUACUAAAAAUCAUCAUUAUUGCAUACCAGACCUUGCUGUUGAAUGGAAAAUCAGUAUGUGGUUUCUGCAUUAUGACCUGAGUACCACUAUAAGAAAUAGGUUGUUUUUGGUAGGAUAGGGAGAUACUCACUUCCUCCCUGAAUA
Molecule: messenger RNA, 819 nt
Organism: Cebus imitator (Panamanian white-faced capuchin)
Lineage: Eukaryota; Metazoa; Chordata; Mammalia; Primates; Cebidae
Product: RNA-binding motif protein, Y chromosome, family 1 member B-like
Exons: 5
Coding region: 1-669 (222 amino acids)
Source: RefSeq, a predicted model, not a curated record